This is a messenger RNA of Nicotiana tabacum (common tobacco), 582 nucleotides long. The record is from RefSeq and is a predicted model, not a curated record. NCBI's taxonomy places the organism in Eukaryota, Viridiplantae, Streptophyta, Magnoliopsida, Solanales, Solanaceae.
CCCGACCAACUAAGUUACUAAAAUACUAAAAACCCACCGUAAAAACACAUAAACAAAAGAUCAAAAAUUGAGAAAGGAAAAAAGAACGGGAUGGGUUCCAUCUAGGGUUACCGUCAGUGACAAAACUUCCGAUCUAAGACUAAUACUAGGGUUUCUUUUUCGUUCCCUUGUUAACUAUUCAGCUGGUCAAAAACUACUUUACGAUGUCGAAAAAUAGAUGUUCAUCGAAGAGGAUCUAUCAUUGUGGGGAAGUUGCAAAUCACUUUACUUCAAAAAUUCUCUUAAACCCCGGUAGAAGAUUUUAUAAAUGUCCUAAACCUGAGAAUGAAGGAUGUGGGUUUUGGGAAUGGCAUGAUGAAGAGUUUCCUGAUGCUGCGUUAAUUGCAGUUAAUAAUGUAAGAUUAAAAGCUGCAAAUCACGAGAUUAAGAUGUUGAAUGUUUCUUUGGAAGUUCUUAAGGUUGAAAGAAACGGACUGACUGAAAAGAUUGAACUCAUAGAGGCUAUGAAGAAUUUUGAAGUUAAAAAAACUAUGGAAUUGGAAGACAAAGUGGUGAAGUUGAAAUGAUCAUCAUAAUUUUAUG